GAGGCAUUUUGGCAUUUUUAUAAUCUGCUAAUCAUGUCCAUGACAUUUUUAACCAAGGGAAAAGGUGACUACCAGAUUGAAUAUAUACCAGCUCCAAGAAUAACCGAAGCAGACAAAACAAAUGACAAAAAGCUGAAGCAGUAUUUAAAGUUUGCAGGAAGAGUGAGUCACGCUCAAAAACAGGAACUAGAAUCAGAACUUCUGAUGGCAUUUAAGAUUUGGUCAUUACAGAGAACACUUGAUAGACGAUUGUAUCUUCUUCUAUAUGGUAACACUUAUGGGGCUCCUAGUGGGAAGCCCGUCUGGCAUUUUCCAGGAAAAGUUUUUGAGUCAGAGGAGACAUUACACAAGUGUGCAGAGUCUGCUUUAAAAUCUGUUAUAGGGGACCUUUCUGAUACUUAUUUUGUUGGGAAUGCUCCAAUGGGGCAUAUGGUUAUGCAACCAACAAAGAAUGUUCCUGAACCUUGUAAGGAAUUCUUCUUCAAGUCUCAAGUUAUUGCAACCAACAAAUUCAACAUUGGAAAAUGUAAGGAUUUUGUUUGGAUAACCAAGGAUGAACUAUUGGAAUAUAUCCCUGAGCAAGCCAAAUUCCUUAACAAGAUGAUUAUCAGCUGAUGAAGGAAAGCCAGUUCAUUUCCGAGCCACUUAGGUCCCUUCUCAGAGCCAAAUUUCAUUUUUGAACAAAUUUUGACAGUUGAUAUCAAACAUGAUUGCUGACAUAGAAGAACAUAUGAUGCCAUAAAAUGCUCACAUGAGUCUAUAUAUCACUCUCAUCACUGAUCCAUUGACUUGGGGUUAGAUUAAAUGUUCCAAUUUUUG
Molecule: messenger RNA, 819 nt
Organism: Rubroshorea leprosula
Lineage: Eukaryota; Viridiplantae; Streptophyta; Magnoliopsida; Malvales; Dipterocarpaceae
Source: the annotation of a GenBank genome assembly